AUGUUUUCAGUACUCGUUGUUCUCGCAGCCGCUGGCUCGGCUGCUGCAUCAUUUUCUGGCAAAGCUACUUUCUAUGGCGGCAAUACCAAAGGUGGAAUGUGCUCUUUCAGCACAUACACUCUUCCUCAGGGUAUAUAUGGAACGGCACUUUCAGACAGCAAUUGGGCUGGGAGCGAAGCAUGUGGCGGAUGUGUUCAGGUUACCGGACCAAACGGCAAGAAAAUCACUGCUAUGGUUACUGAUCAAUGCCCCGGCUGUGGCGCGAACCAUCUCGAUCUGUACUCCGACGCAUUCUCCAAGCUUGCGGACCCAAGCAAAGGCAUCAUUGAUGUGACUUGGGACUAUGUCGAGUGUCCGAUCUCUAAACCACUACAAGUUCACAUGAAAUCUGGCGUCUCUGCCAAUUGGUUCUCUGCUCAGGUCGUGAAUGCCAACAAGCGCAUAGCAGAACUGGAAUACAGCACGGAUGGUGGCAAGACCUGGAAGGGCGGACUUUCCCGACAGCCAUAUAAUUUCUUCCAGCUCUCCUCCGGCACCGGAACAAACAUAGUGGCGGUCAGGGCUGAGAGCGUUGAUGGCGACAGAGUCGUCGUGAAGGAUGUCAAGGUGACGAGCGACAACUUGGUCACUGGGCAAGCCAAUUUCCAAGCGCGAGAAAUUCAGUCCGACGUGCAAUGGUAG
Cercospora beticola is the source of this 681-nucleotide messenger RNA. RefSeq lists its product as uncharacterized. The record is from RefSeq and is a predicted model, not a curated record. NCBI's taxonomy places the organism in Eukaryota, Fungi, Ascomycota, Dothideomycetes, Mycosphaerellales, Mycosphaerellaceae.